This is a messenger RNA of Drosophila hydei, 1125 nucleotides long. RefSeq names its product E3 ubiquitin-protein ligase CHIP (gene STUB1). Gene Ontology annotation, molecular function: ubiquitin protein ligase activity; protein-folding chaperone binding. NCBI's taxonomy places the organism in Eukaryota, Metazoa, Arthropoda, Insecta, Diptera, Drosophilidae. The record is from RefSeq and is a predicted model, not a curated record. Gene Ontology annotation, cellular component: cytoplasm; Z disc. The transcript is spliced from 6 exons. Gene Ontology annotation, biological process: proteasome-mediated ubiquitin-dependent protein catabolic process; positive regulation of proteolysis; cellular response to misfolded protein. The coding region runs from base 223 to 1089 and encodes 288 amino acids.
CACCUAUUCAUAAUUUCAUAUAUAUUUUAUGUCAAAGGAAAAACAAAAAGUAGGCUUAUUAUUAUAUGGUGCAUCGGUAGACGGUUUAAAUGAUACGUAAAUUCUGUUGUGGUUCUAUUGCUCCAGAUACUCGUGUCAGCUGCUUUUGACAAUUCCUAUGCCUUCAUAAAAAAUUUUCUCUGGCAAAUACGAUACGAUUAAGAAAGCAAAACUAUUCUCAGCAUGACGAGCAAACAUAUUUAUUCAACCACAAAUUUAUCUGACCUGCAACUGAAGGAGCAGGGCAAUUGUUUAUUUGCCUCACGCAAAUAUGACGAUGCGAUUAUAUGUUAUUCCAAGGCCAUUAUUAAAAACCCUACAAAUGCAACAUAUUUUACGAAUCGUGCCCUUUGCAAUCUAAAGCUAAAGCGUUGGGAACUUUGCUGUCAAGAUUGUCGACGAGCUUUGGAUAUAGACGGCAAUUUACUAAAAGGCCAUUUUUUCCUCGGACAGGGCCUGAUGGAGAUUGACAAUUAUGACGAAGCUAUAAAACAUCUACAGCCCUAUGAUUUGUCAAAGGAACAAAAACAGAACUUUGGAGAUGAUAUAACAUUGCAAUUGCGUUUGGCACGUAAGAAACGUUGGAAUAUUAUGGAAGAAAAACGAAUACACCAGGAAAUUGAACUGCAAAGUUAUCUGAAUCGACUAAUCAAAGAUGACAUGGAAAACCGUUUAGCCAGCUUGAAGUUAAAUGAAAACUUAAAUGAGGAACAUUUAAAGGACAAACAACAGGAAAUUGAACAAGAAUGUGAUGAUCAUAUUAAAGAGCUUAAUAAUAUAUUUGCAAAAGUAGAUGAACGUCGACGGAAACGCGAUGUACCGGAUUUUCUGUGUGGGAAAAUUAGCUUUGAAAUAUUAACUGAUCCAGUGAUUACUCCAUCAGGCAUCACAUAUGAGCGUAAAGAUAUUGAGGAGCAUUUGCAACGUGUUGGUCAUUUUGAUCCUGUAACACGAGUUAAACUCACGCAGGAUCAGUUAAUACCAAACUUCUCAAUGAAGGAGGUAGUUGAUUCAUUUAUUGCUGAGAAUGAAUGGUCUUUAGAUUAUUAAGUUGUUGUAUUUUGUAAACAACACACACAAAAAGAA